This is a messenger RNA of Nicrophorus vespilloides, 2126 nucleotides long. It is a transcript of the gene Mau2, whose product is annotated as MAU2 chromatid cohesion factor homolog. Gene Ontology annotation, molecular function: protein binding; double-stranded DNA binding. The coding region runs from base 121 to 1887 and encodes 588 amino acids. Gene Ontology annotation, cellular component: chromatin; SMC loading complex. Gene Ontology annotation, biological process: mitotic sister chromatid cohesion; maintenance of mitotic sister chromatid cohesion. The transcript is spliced from 10 exons. The record is from RefSeq and is a predicted model, not a curated record. Lineage: Eukaryota; Metazoa; Arthropoda; Insecta; Coleoptera; Silphidae.
UGGUAACUAUGGCUUGAAUAAUGUUGAUUUGUUUGGUUAAGUUAAUUGUUGUUGGUUUUUAUUUCAAUUGUAAUGAAUAUUAAUAGAUAAUUAAAGGUGUUAGAUUAAUGAUUAAAGGUGAUGGCAUCUUCUCAAGAUGCUUGGUAUCUGUCGCUGCUCGGUCUAGCUGAGCAUUUUCGCACAUCGAGCCCGCCAGCAAUAAAAUUUUGUAUACAAUGUUUACAAGCUGUGUUCACAUUCAAACCCCCGCAGAGGGUCGAGGCCAGAACCCAUUUGCAGUUAGGAAAUAUCCUCUUAACACACACGAAAAACACAGAUCUGGCCCGAACGCAUUUGGAGCAGGCAUGGAUGUUAUCACAGAUGAUCAACGCUUUUGACGAUGUGAAAUUCGAAGCUGCCAGUGUAUUGGCUGAAAUGUAUGAGCAACAGAAGCAGUUGAACUUAUCCAAACCCAUUCUAAGGAAAGCUAUUGAAUUGUCUCAACAUAAUGUAUAUUGGCACUGUCGGCUCAUUUUCCAAUUGGCACAAAUUCAUGCCACUGAAAAGGAUUACCAAUUAGCAAGCAGCUUGCUGAGUGUUGGAGUGGACUAUGCACACAUCUCCAAUGCAUACUAUACAAGAGUUCUCUUUUUAUUGAGCAAAGGAAUGCUACUUUUAAUUGAUAAAAGGGUACCUGAUGUUCAGCCUGUAUUAAGUCAAGCUGGUUUACUAAUUGAGCAGUGGGGUGGUGGAAUGUACCAAAAGGAAUAUUUGAAAGUGUAUUUCUUAGUUUUACAAGUUUGCCAUUAUCUGAUGGCAGGACAAGUGAAAAGUGUGAAACCAUGCUUGAAGCAACUGCAGCAAAGUAUACAGACCAUAAUGGCAACAGAUGAACCAACUGGUCAGGCACCUGGAGAUAUGUUUCUUUGGUUACCAAAGGAACAUCUGUAUGUCUUGGUAUACCUGGUUACUGUGAUGCACAGUAUGCAAGCUGGCUACAUGGACAAGGCGCAGAAGUAUACAGAUAAAGCUUUAAUGCAAAUAGAGAAAUUAAAAAUUGUAGAUAACAAAUCGAUAUUGUCAGUAUUCCAAUUGAUGUUACUGGAGAACAUAAUAAUGUGCCGUUUAGUUAUGGGAAACAAGACACAGGCGCUGCAAGAGAUCUCUUCGGCUACCGCCAUAUGCAAACAAAGUCAAAGAUUGUUGAAGACUCACGGACCUCAGCUGCAUACGCUCUUAGGAUUGUAUUCGAUGAGCAUGAACUGCAUGGAAGCGGCCGAAGCCCAAUUCACUGCUUGUCUAAUGGCUUCAAGUGAAAAAGAGCUGUGUACGUUUGCGAACUUAAAUUUAGCGAUAGUUUAUUUACGUGGGAAGAGGGAGGUGGAAUUCAACGCGAUUUUGGAGCGCAUCAAUCCGGAGACUCUGCAAACGCAUUCACAUAGCCUGAGAGCCGCUGCAUAUUAUGUUCAGGGAUUGCAAGCUUUCUUCCAGGGCCGUUACAAUGAAGCCAAGCGAUACCUGCGGGAAACUUUGAAAAUGGCUAACGCGGAGGACCUAAAUAGAUUAACCUCGUGCUCCCUGGUAUUAUUGGGUCAUAUAUUUUUAUCACUUGGCAAUAGCAGAGAGAGCAUGAACAUGGUUACACCGGCGAUGCAAUUGGCUAGUAAAAUACCAGAUGUGCAUGUGCAAUUGUGGGCAUCCGCAAUACUGAAAGAUUUAUACCGAUUAUGCGGAGAUCCGUCCCGAGAAUCUGACGCCUUUCAGAGGCACUUGAAUUUCUCCCAGAUGCUCCUGAACGACCACUUCCAAGCAUCUCAAAUGACUGAACAUAAUUUAAUUCAUUGGACGAACGGCCCUUUGCCGGACUCUCAACCUAGCGUGGCUAGUACUUCGACGGAUAUGAUGUAAUAUUCAAAAUCAUUUAUUUGCUCGUUUAUGUAACGGCCCUUUUGCCAGACGCCCAACCCAGCAUAGAACUCUGAUGGUUAUAAUGUAAUAAAUUGCAGCUAAAUCAUCCUUUGCUACUCCCCCCGACCCCCUUCUCCCUCAUACGGCUGGCGGCCAUUUGUCCCAAGAAGAAGAAUGUAAUAAAUCAAAAUUAUUUAUUUGCUCGUUUAUGUACAUAAUAUAUAUUUUCUUAAAGAAUG